ACAAGAGAGAGGGAAAAGAAUUAUCGAAGGGAGGGGUAACCCCUGGGACAGGGGGCACCCUCGCGCGAGAACCCAGCUGGCCUGUGCAUGAUUCCGUCACUGCACGACGGUGGUGACGAAGGGGCUGAUGUCAGUGCGGCCACUCGGCGCCCGCUCCGUGGCUCGGAUGCGCGAACGCGACACCCGCAUCGUCGUCGUACCGCGAGUGAAGCUCCCGGCGGAGGCGGAGGCGGCAGUAGCAGCGGCCGAUGACGGUGAUGGUCAGCCGCGAAACAGUGGUGACUGCUGACUGGUGCACGAUCAAACGAAAUCCCUUGUACACGGCCGCGUACACGGUGCCGUGCCGGUCGGUCGGUCGGUUUUGGGGGCGCAGCUUCGGGGAAUAAUGCGCGUUAGGCACGUUACGCGACGACGAGGACGACGGUACGACGCGAGGGACCCGAGCGGCCAGCCGCGGGUGCAGCUGCAGCAACGCAAUUAUGUACGCGUACGGUUUCGAGAUCACGUAGUGGCUGCCGUGUAAUUAUGUUGUCAUCGACGCGCGGCGCGCCCUGUGUAGCUUCACGGUGAAAAUCUGGCGUGAGCGGUGCCGCGGUGGAACGGGGAACAUGGCGUCGGUCUCGGCUGAGACUCCAGCCAGCCAUGGGCACAGCUUCAGCAAGAAGACGUUUCACAAGCCGACGUACUGCCAUAGCUGCACCGACAUGCUGUGGGGCCUCAUACAGCAGGGGUACAUCUGCGAAGUUUGCAACUUCGUGGUGCACGACCGCUGUCUCAAGGCCGUCGUCUCUCCCUGCUCCAGCAUCGCGGCAAGCCUCAUUAAGAAUCCAGUUGCACACUGCUGGUCCGAACAGGUACAUCAUAGAAGAAAAUUCUGCAACGUCUGUCGUAAACGGCUCGAUGAUAAUCUAUCCAUACAUUGUGAAAUAUGCGAAUACUUCGCGCACACGGAGUGCCAGGAUUUUGCCGUGGCAGAUUGCAAGGAGAACGCCACGUAUUUACCUGGGAAGGACUUGGCGCAGGUAAACCACACUCAUCACUGGCGAGAAGGCAAUCUUCCCAGCAGUUCGAAAUGCGCUGUCUGCAAGAAAAAUUGUUUUUCUGCCGAGUGCCUUUCUGGGUUUCGUUGCGAGUGGUGCGGCAUGACGUUGCACUCUUACUGUUAUAAAAAUAUCCCGCAAGAAUGCACGUUUGGGAACUUGGAACCAAUCUACUUACCACCACAUGCAGUCAGCAUUCCACGCACGGAAGUUCCCAUGGAGGCCAUCAUCGGUGUACAAGUACGUCGAAAAGAAGCCCUGGCGCGUGAGUAUUCCUGCCAUAACAUCGGAGAGCAAUUCGAUUUCGCUGAGAGUGAACAAAUUGGGGCUGCAGGCCGUCUAGCCGAAGCUUUGAGGCGCCUUUCACUAGUUUUGCCACGUAGCUGCCAUGGAAAAUGUCAUGCUUCCCCUCCUUAUGUUCGAGCACGAAGCAUAUCGGAAGAGUUCAGCAGCGGGGAUGCAAGGUAUCGUGACAAUGGCGAGUCAGGACCGGGUAGCGCGCAUGGUCGUGAUCCGCGUUCUCCAAAGGAGAAAGAAGACAAAGAAAGAGGUGACGAAGAGAUGAUCAAGGUGUACGACGGCAACAAUUCCCUGAGAAGGCGAAUAUUUCGCGUGAUCACGGUGCCCCGGCAAGCCACCACUGAACAAGUCCUGACGUCGGCGCUUCGUGCAUUUCACAUCACGAAAGAUCCUAGUACGUGUUGCCAUCUGUUGUUUCAUGUUCAAUUUUAGAUCGCAGCGUGGUCG
Messenger RNA from Apis florea (little honeybee), 1787 nucleotides. RefSeq names its product diacylglycerol kinase theta. Gene Ontology annotation, cellular component: membrane. Gene Ontology annotation, biological process: phospholipase C-activating G protein-coupled receptor signaling pathway. Lineage: Eukaryota; Metazoa; Arthropoda; Insecta; Hymenoptera; Apidae. Gene Ontology annotation, molecular function: RNA binding; ATP-dependent diacylglycerol kinase activity. The record is from RefSeq and is a predicted model, not a curated record.